Molecule: messenger RNA, 915 nt
Organism: Oldenlandia corymbosa var. corymbosa
Lineage: Eukaryota; Viridiplantae; Streptophyta; Magnoliopsida; Gentianales; Rubiaceae
Source: the annotation of a GenBank genome assembly
AUGGAUACUGUUGGGAUCCUUUCCAUCCUUUUAUGGCUCCUCUGGAUCUCAGCUUCAACGUUAUCCGCAGCUACUUUUUCCUCUGAUGAGAUUACUGGUAUUAUACCGAUAAAUAAUACUACUCUGGAACUGCUUCCCACCGUAUUAGCUGAAUUUUCUCCAAUUUCAAAACCCAUGAAGAAUUCCACAUUCGGGAUUGGGAUGUUUCCUCAGAACCAAUAUUGGGAGAACCUUAACGGGGUAAUUUGGAUGACGGGUUCUUCUUCUGCUGAGGAAUCUAUUGUGGGUUCUCUUCAGGAACCAGUUUUCUUUGGUCUGGGAAUUGUAAUGCUGACUUUGGCCACUCUCCUGGCGAUUUUUACUUCACCAAUGUUGAGGAGAUUCGGAAAUCUUAAGUUCGUUAGAGAAUUAUGCAGAUUUGGAAAGGGAUAUGAAAAAAUUCUUGUGAAUCAAUGCAGGUCAGCGAUUCAGAAAUUCCGAAAUCCUGAAUCUCGGUCGACCGAUGAUGUAUUAAGUUUCAGCAUCAGCAGGGUCUCUCCUCAGCGAUCAACUCCUGAAACAUUCUACUCUACUUUCCAUGAAAUUCCUGGAAGAAGAAAGAUCUCAGAGGAAAAGUGGAAUGAAAUCACCAAAAACUCCACAAACGCUGCUCUGGAGAGCCUUUUUACUUCGCCGGCAUUCGGUCAAUGGGCUGUUGCUCAAGCUGAUAGACUUACUUUAGCUCCCAAGAAGGUGGAAGAAGUUCGAAUCCAGGUCCCGAUGGUGGACGCGGUUCCACAUUGGGAUGAACAGUCCAGUGUUGCGAGCACUAAUCAGCGAUCCAGGCGUCGAGUGCAAGAACCGACCAAGCUUAAGGACUUCAUCCGGAUUUAGAUAAUUAUUCUGUUUUUGUUUGUAUAACAGUCAAGAUGAUAC